Molecule: messenger RNA, 5886 nt
Organism: Passer domesticus (house sparrow)
Lineage: Eukaryota; Metazoa; Chordata; Aves; Passeriformes; Passeridae
Product: TOG array regulator of axonemal microtubules protein 2-like
Exons: 22
Coding region: 169-3144 (991 amino acids)
Biological process (GO): microtubule cytoskeleton organization
Cellular component (GO): cytoplasmic microtubule; cilium
Molecular function (GO): microtubule binding
Source: RefSeq, a predicted model, not a curated record
AGCGGCAGCAGACGCGUCUGGCUCUGCCUCUCUGUGCCGAGCGCUGGCGAUCGGAGUCACCCGGCCUUGUUCUGAGGCUGGGCACCAAGCUCCUGUCGCUGGCUACACUGAGAGUGCUCCCAAAUUCAAACCCAGAUCCUUCUGCCAGGCAGAAGCACGGGUUCAAAGAUGGAGUUUACUGGAAAAGGAAAAACCUCUGAAGGAAAAGGCCUGUCUGGCUACCCGCUUGCCAAGAGGUUUUCCCUGGAAAGUCCCUCUAUGCUCUUUCCCUCCAAGCCAUUGCCUCCCAUCCAGAAGAGCUCUCCUUCUACCAAGCCAAGCCUGAUAUGCAGCGGAGAGCGGAAGAAUGGGAAAGAUGGCAUUGGCUAUGCUGAGAACAUGAGAAAAGAAGAGGAGCUGAGUUCAGAGGGACAAGGAUAUAAGGCUUCCUUGCUGUGUUCCAGUGGAGGGGAUAUGAAGAAGGGGUCAUUGGGACCACCUCUGAUCCCCCCCAUAGGCAAGGCAGUAAGUCCCCCUCUUGGCAGUGCUGUGGGCUCUCUGCAAAGCUCUCUGCAGCUGGAAUUCCAGGAGUCCCAGGAGAUGAGGUCAGGAUGCAGCAGCAGAAGCAAGGAGGAGAACUCUGAACAUGCAGGCUUCCUUGCUGUGUUCCAGUGGAGGGGAUAUGAAGAAGGGGUCAUUGGGACCACCUCUGAUCCCCCCCAUAGGCCAAGAUCCAGCAGCAGAAGCAAGGAGGAGAACUCUGAACAUGCAGGCGUGACUAGGUUCAUUUUCUCCAAGUCUUUCCGGCCAUGUCCCUCUUCGCUCCUUCCCUCAAAGCCAUUGCCUCCCAUCAGGAUCAGCUCUCCUUCUUCUAACAACAAUAAAAUGUACAGCAUGGAGAAAGAGAACAAGCAAAGUGGCACUGGCUAUGAUAAUGACAGUAGAAAACACCAGGAGCAGAGUUCAGAAGGAAAAAGUUAUAAGGCUUCCUUGCUGUAUUCCAGUGGAGGGGAUAUGAAGAAGGGGUCAUUGGGACCACCUCUGAUCCCCCCCAUAGGCAAGGCAGUAAGUCCCCCUCUUGGCAGUGCUGUGGGCUCUCUGCAAAGCUCUCCGCAGCUGCAAUCCCAGGAGUCCCAGGAGAUGAGGCCAAGAUCCAACAGCAGAAGCAAGGAGGAGAACUCUGAACAUGCUGGCCUCCCACUGAGCCAGGCCAAGGAGAUGGAUCAUCACACCAAUCCUGGUCUUACGAGUGACACAGACCUGAGGGAAGGUUUUGGAAAGAUCCGUGCUGCAUUGUGCAUGUUGGCUCAAAAGAACUUAGAGCGGAAGGACGCAGAGCAUUUGGAGAGAGAGAUGAAGAAAAGGAGGCAAAGGAAAACAUCCUUGCAACCCAUUCUGGAGACAGUUGAGCCCGGGGAUGAAGCUGAAGCAAGCUUUAGCCUACCACCUGUUGAUGGCACAGCUUCUAGAGUGCAGAGAAAACAGCCUGGUAGUGCCUUGAAGAAGAAGGUCUUGAAGAAGCAGGACAAUGUGUCCCUACUGCCCAAUAGGCCCAUCAUCCAUGGGGCUGGCAGCUUCCCACGCAGCUCCUCAGUGACCUCGCAGACGGCCACUGGUGCCCAGCGCCGAGAGGAGCCGCUCCGUGGGCAUGGGCAGAAGGGCAGAGCCUCUCCAGACCCACAGCACUCCUUGCUGGAGGCACUCUCCUUGCUCAGCAGCGAUGACUGGGAGCUGAAGGAGAAGGGACUCUACAACAUCAAACACCUGGCUGGGUCCCAUUCAGAGGUCCUGCUGUGUAGACUUCAUGACGUUUGCUUGGCAGUUACCAGCGAGGUGGCCAACCUCCGUUCCAAGGUGUCCUACUCUGCAAUUGUCACUCUGGGAGAGCUCUUUGCGACCUUGAAGAAGAACAUGGACUCUGAGGUGGAUGAGGUUGCUCGGGUCCUUCUGCAGAUGGUGUCCAACUCCCCAGAAUUUGUUCAGAAAGCAGCCAGUCAGACCCUGGGGAUCAUGGUGGAGAAUGUGACUCCUGCACGAGCAAUGACUGCUCUCAUGGACAUGGGAGUCAAGAGCUGCCACGCCCAGGUGCGGAAGUGUGGGGCCGAGCUCCUCCUGUCCCUGAUGGAGAGAAUUGGAGUCACAAAGCUGGCAGGCACAGCCAGGGCUGAGAGGCUGGCACACGUGGCAGGGAAGCUUGCUCAGGACUGUCACCAGGACACAAGGCAUUAUGGACAGGAGAUGGUGAAGAUGUUGCUCAAUCAUCAAAAAUUUAAAAUGCUUUUGGAACGAUCUCUUUCCACCAGUGACCUGGAAGAUAUUCUGACAAGAAUGAAGAAGAAAGGGAUGGAAAACCAGAAGGCUGAACACCCAUCUGUCAAGGAGCUGGUGAAGAAGAGGAACGAUGGCUCCAAGAAGCCCCAGGCCACAUUGUCUUCUAGCAAACGGGUGAAAUCUACCUCUGAUGGAUGCCUCCUACACCGUGCACAAGCCCAGGUCACGUUACCUCCAGUUGAGGAAGAAACGGAGCUGCUCCAGAAGCUUUACAAUCUCCUGGAGGCCAAGGGGUUUCAGACGCACAUGGAAGGAGUGUCACUCCUCCAAGACCUGUGCAAAACCAGCCCCCAGCUCAUCUCCACUAACAUUGUCCAAAUUUUUGAAUAUUUUGUCCUGAGAAUAUCUGACAGCCACAAGAAAGUGAAGCAGAAGGCGCUGGACGUGCUAGCUGAAAUCACAGGCGUCCUGAAAGAUGCCUUGAACCCGGUGAUCAUUGGUUUGGUGGAAGGAAUAACGAAGAACCUGAACUCCAAGGAUCCCAGGGUUCGUGCCGCAGCUGUGAAAGCACUGGAAGAAUCCAUUGCUCAUUUAGAUAAAGUAUCACUGCUGAAAGAGUUCAGCUACCAGUGGAAUCAACUGAGUGGCCAAGCUCUGCUGGAUGUCACGGAGUGUAUCACAGGUAUGGCCUCCCCUUCUAGGCCAAGAGGUCUUCCCAGGGAGUAUUUACAGGCAAUGCCUGUGAACAGACAGCAGAGUAGCUCCUCCAAACCAGGAGGUGCUGAGCUUGUCCCUCCUGCCCAGUGCCCAAGGCAGGUGUAUUUGGCAGGUUUCCCUGGCUGCUGCAGAGCUGUGCAGCACCUGAGAUGGGGCAGAGCUCGGCCUCGGGGCUGAGCUCCCACUGGGGCAUCUCAGAACCCAGCUCCAGGAAAGGGAGGGACUCAAAAUACCCCAGCUGGCUCCUCUCUUGGAAGCUCAGGGACAUCUGUCAUCUUUUCGGGAAAAUGGUGCCAAAUGCUGUUUCAGGGGAUCAGUUUGUUUUGUCCUCACAGAACUCUUGUUUUUCUCUUGGAAAGCUUUGAGGCUGAACUGUGCAGAGCCUGGGGUCACAGCUUAGGUCAAAACUCAACAGAUGUAUUAGAGGCAGGGAUUUAGUGCAAGGCAGCCUUUGGGGGCAGAGGGGCAGAAGCAGAGUGCUGAGGCUCCCUGCCUGUGCUGUCAAAGUGGCACUGGACUGAGCAUUUCAGGGUGUGCAAACAGUGUCUGCCUGUGUCAGCACUGUCCAAAAUGUUACAAAUGCAGCUGAUAAUUGAUUCCUCAGAGGUGCUUGCUAUGUCAGCAAUAGCCAAGGAAUGGGAAAAUUAUAAUCCCAAUAUAUAGUAGAACAGACUAUUGAUGGCCUUGCUUUAACUGGGGCUAAAGCCACUGCUAAUUAGGCCAACAUCUUUGAAUGCAAGGUUUAAUACACUUUGUGUCUUCAUUGGGAAUCUCAAAAGGGCAUGUUCAGCAAUUGGGAAUGUCAAAGGCCCUUUAAAGAGCUUUGAAAAAAGUAGAUCUCCAGCAACAGGGAAUUUAGUUUUACAGAUCUUUUGAUCUCUUUUUCAAAUAAAGGAAUGAAACAUAAAUUAGGACUACUUUAGAAAAAGUAGAUGUUCUCUCUGAGAUUCAGUAGGAAGAGACAGCUGUUCCUUACCUUCAAUAGUCACCAAUGUCUUUAAUUGCAUUUAAACUCAAAUGAAUUCCCAUGUUAAAAUGGGUAUCAUAACCCUUUUCCUGCUUAGCACAAUUGGGGUUUGGGUACUUUCAGGAGCUGUUUUAAUAUUGAUGACUGCCAGUGGAUUAAAAGCAUAGAGAAAAUGAAGUCUCUUCCACCACAGAAUAAUAAAUGGCUACUAGAUAACAUUUUGCCUGAUCAGAAAAUAAGAAUGGUCUCCAGAGCUUUUCAGGAUUUGAGCUUUCAGCCAAAUCUGCCAUGCAAGGAGCCUGUUGGUAGUAAAUUUUUGUCUGUGUUUGACAUAGUUUGGUUCAGAAAAUGAGCAGAGAGCAGUUUUCAGAGACAAUAUGAGAAAAUACUUGUGUUUUGGAUGAAUUUCAGUCCCUUGUGUAGCAUUUUGCUCUCUCUAUGCCCCUAGUUCAGUGGACAUUAUAAGAAAAAAUGCCAUUAAGAUUGGGAGGGGAAAUGGCAUUAAAAUGUGGAGAUGCUCAAAUGCCAUAGCAAUGGGGUCUGGAUAAUUCUCUAAGGCACCCUGAGGUUUGAAACAGCUGCUUGUUGGAAGCCCCAGAAGCAUUCUGCCAAAGACACCAGCUAGUCACUGAUGUUUCCAAUCCAACUGUCAAGCAGCAGCCAUCUCUGGUGGGCUGGAGUUUUGAGGUGUGUUCUAAUCCUGCCCUUUGCAGUGUGCCACUGAGCAAAGGGAAGAGCCAGAUUAAACAUAUGGCACUUGACAUCAAAGUUAUGAAAAUGGAAUCAUCCCUUUUAUUGGAAAUCCCUCCAUUUCCUCUCUACGGUGCUUUUCCAAAUCUUCAGUGUGGGUUUAGACAACUUCUUAAUGGAAAUAAAAAGCAACUGGACAUUUCAUUCAUUGCUCAUGCAGAAAGUGAUUGUGCAAUAAUUUAGUAAAGGUACAAAGUCUGCCACAGGGACAAGGCUGUGGUUGGAGAAAUUAGUCCUGAGGGGUUGGUGGUUCUGUUUCCAGGAUGAUCAGCUGCUUUGCCCGUUUCUGGAUCAUGGGGCUCUGUGCUAUUUUGCUGAUCUUAGCCAGAAGGCUUCCAAUUAGCAAGAGCAGAGGUAGAUCCCUGUUUGCAUUAAGGCUGGUGGUUGAGAAGCUGUGUCUCUCUCCCGGCAGUGCUUGUGGAGUGGGUUUAUGCCAGGAGCCCUGAAGUGGUCCAGCACGACGCCCUGCCCGUGCUCUGGUCCUUCCUGGAGAACAAGGCGCUGCCGGUGCGAAGCGCCAAUGUCCGCACUGUGGCCACCAAGCUUGCCUCUGCCCUCUACAAGGUGAUGGGCACCAAGCUGAAGAGAUGUGCUGCCAGCCAGCCUCCACAUGUGCGGGAAAACCUCUCCAAAAUGUUGGGCUGGUGAAGGCAUGAUGUUCUCCAGAGAGAUGACAACGUGCUGAGUUGGACACCUCCAGAUCUGCCUUGUUAGCUGUGCCAAAAGAGACCAAAUGCUAAGGAAGGGUGUGCACCUGCCCCCUCUCUCUCCAUCGCCCUUCCUAGUCAUGGCAUGGGGGGCCCGAAGCAACUCCAGACUGAGGACAAGGUGAAGGCUGAUCAUGGCUCAGCCUCACACAGAGAUGUGACUGGUUACAGUCUUACUGAGAAGGUUCCUCUGGACAAUUCCCAUGGUGCCUUACCCACAAAGUCCUUGCCUGCUGUACAGAAGAGCUCUCUUUUCUCCAAGUUCAGGAAGAAGCUGCUGCCUGUAUGAAGAUUGUUUGAAGAAUAGGAUUUAUAUGUUAGGUUUUGUAGUAGAUGUACAUAUGUUCUGAUCCUUAGAUGUAGUUUUGAAUAAAUGUGUUUUGAUUGUACCUUUAAAUCUUGAUUACAUAUUUUUAAUUGUAUAUAUUUUAUACUAAUGAUGAAAAAAAAGUAAAUAAAUAAAUUAAAUUUAAAUAAACCGGGAGAAGAAUGUGA